UCCCGUGUUUCCAUUUGAAACAUCCGUCCCCCCAUAUUUAAAAACCCUCCCCCUCCUAAAAUUUUAUCAGUCCAUUUCUUGCAUCACUCCCUCGUCUCUUCCUCACAAAUCUUAUACUAAACAGAGACAAAUGGUAGAGUGGUAGCAGAACAAACACAAAUAGGACACCAAACCCUCAAAACCUCUCUCUGUCGAUGUUUUAGCUGUAUCAACUUUCAACUCCUUAUCUUCUCCUCAGACCCGUCCUCUUCACCUACACACAUCAUCCUUUUCGCCAGAUAGAAACCUCUGAAUCCUCUCUGCUACCGUUUAGCAAACCCAUCAUGUGCAUUUCUCCGACCACCAAUGGUGGAGUUCAGAGCCGUCGGCCGCUGGACUUCUUGCAGACUGUGAACUUGAAGUAUGUGAAAUUGGGUUACCAUUACUUGAUAACCCAUCUCCUGACUCUCUGUUUAGUUCCUCUAGUGGCAGUCAUCGUCAUUGAAGCCUCCCUGUUGAACCCGGAUGACAUUCACCAGCUCUGGCUCCAACUCCAGUGCAAUCUCGUUGCUGUCAUCAUUUUCUCUGCUAUGGUUGUUUUUGGAUCCACUGUUAAUGUUAUGACCCGUCCGGGAUCCGUCUACCUUGUGGACUAUUCGUGUUACAAGGCCCCGUCGCAUUUGAAAGUGAGAUACCACCAGUUUAUGGAGCAUUCAAAGUUGAUAGGGGACUUCAAUGAGUCCUCGCUUGAGUUCCAGCGCAAGAUUCUGGAGCGAUCUGGCCUUGGAGAGGAGACUUAUGUCCCUGAAGCAAUGAAUUACAUUCCACCAAGGAUAUCAAUGGCGGCGGCCCGCGAGGAGGCAGAGCAGGUGAUUUUUGGUGCAUUGGAUGAUCUGUUUGCUAAUGCAAAUGUUAAGCCUAAGGACAUUGGUAUUCUUGUUGUGAAUUGUAGUUUGUUUAAUCCAACUCCUUCACUGUCUGCUAUGGUUGUUAAUAAGUACAAAUUGAGGGGGAAUAUUAGAAGUUUUAAUUUAGGGGGUAUGGGGUGUAGUGCUGGAGUUAUAGCUGUUGAUCUUGCUAAGGAUAUGUUGCAAAUUCAUAGGAAUACAUACGCGGUUGUUGUUAGUACUGAGAAUAUUACUCAGAAUUGGUACUUUGGGAACAAGAAAUCCAUGUUGAUACCCAACUGUUUGUUCCGUGUUGGUGGGUCAGCAGUUUUGCUUUCAAAUAAGUCCAUGGAUAGGCGUCGGGCUAAGUAUAAGCUGGUCCACGUUGUGAGGACUCAUUGUGGUGCUGAUGAUAAGGCAUUUAGGUGUGUUUAUCAAGAGCAGGAUGAUGAUGGGAAAACUGGGGUUUCUUUGUCCAAGGAUCUCAUGGCAAUUGCCGGUGGGGCUCUCAAGGCUAACAUCACAACAUUGGGUCCCCUUGUCCUGCCUUUAAGUGAGCAGCUUCUCUUCUUUGCUACUUUGGUUGCGAAGAAGUUGUUCAAUGCAAAAGUCGAGCCUUAUAUCCCAGAUUUCAAGCUUGCUUUUGAUCAUUUCUGCAUACAUGCUGGGGGAAGGGCCGUGAUUGAUGAGCUUGAGAAGAACUUGCAGCUUCUACCAGUUCAUGUUGAGGCGUCUCGGAUGACACUCCACAGGUUUGGUAACACCUCGUCUAGUUCGAUCUGGUAUGAGUUGGCUUAUAUCGAGGCAAAGGGGAGGAUGCAAAAGGGAAACCGUGUCUGGCAGAUUGCUUUCGGCAGUGGUUUCAAAUGUAACAGUGCGGUGUGGGAGGUUCUUCAAAGUGUAAAAGCUUCUCCUCAUAGUCCAUGGGAAGAUUGCAUUGACAGGUAUCCUGUGGAGGCCGUUGCCUAGCAGAGCUCAACGACAAUUAUUGGCCAGGGACUCAGUUUAAAGGGAGGAAACAUUGAUAGAUUUACUGGCCAUUUUAUCUUGUUAUUUUUCUGCCCCCUUAUCACUAGUUUUCCUCUUUUCGAAUUUUUGAUCUAUCGGGCAUGUUCUGUGGUAUUUGGGUAUAGAAGUAAUGAUGUUUCUUAGAGCAAGUUUGAUAUUGUUGUUCAAAAAAAAAAAAAAAAAAA
Pyrus x bretschneideri (Chinese white pear) is the source of this 2059-nucleotide messenger RNA. Its product is annotated as 3-ketoacyl-CoA synthase 4-like. Gene Ontology annotation, biological process: fatty acid biosynthetic process. Gene Ontology annotation, molecular function: acyltransferase activity, transferring groups other than amino-acyl groups. Bases 324 to 1835 code for a protein of 503 amino acids. The transcript has a single exon. The record is from RefSeq and is a predicted model, not a curated record. Gene Ontology annotation, cellular component: membrane. NCBI's taxonomy places the organism in Eukaryota, Viridiplantae, Streptophyta, Magnoliopsida, Rosales, Rosaceae.